Molecule: messenger RNA, 981 nt
Organism: Ornithodoros turicata
Lineage: Eukaryota; Metazoa; Arthropoda; Arachnida; Ixodida; Argasidae
Exons: 1
Coding region: 1-981 (326 amino acids)
Biological process (GO): DNA integration
Molecular function (GO): nucleic acid binding
Source: RefSeq, a predicted model, not a curated record
AUGGAUGGCCUUGUGCACACAACAAUUAAAGGCUGCCUUCCCUGCCAAGCAGCAGUACCCCAGACAACUCGCGAACCACUAGUUAUCACCAAACCCGCUAAUGGGCCCCGGGAAGAACUCUCAAUUGACUUUUGUGGACCUUUUCCUGACGGCAAUUACGCCAUGGCGAUCAUUGACGACUUCUCAAAAUACCCUCUGGUGCAUGUGGUACGAUCUACCAGUGUCCGUGUGGUGCUUCCCAUCCUUCGAGCGGUGUUUGCUCAAUUUGGAAUCCCUCUACUUCUUAGAUCUGAUAAUGGACCCCCAUUCCAAAGUGCAGACCUCCAGGAGUUUGCUGCAGAACUUGGCUUUCAUCACCACCGAAUCACUCCGCUAUGGCCUCAAGCUAAUGGUGAGGCGGAGCGAUUCAUGAGAAACCUAAAGAAACAUGUCCACACUAGCAGUAAUUGGACAGCAGAGCUCGACAUAUUCCUCAUGGCCUACCGGUCGACCAAACAAGCAACAACUGGCAAGACACCCUAUGAACUAAUAUUCGGCAGGAAAAUGAAGAACCUCCUCCCGCAAUACUUCAUCCCCAAUCAAGAGGAAGCUCAAAUGGGUGUUGUGAAAUCAGCCAUGCUUCAUCAGAAAGUUCACAACAAGAACAAUGCUGAUCGUCGCAGACAUGCACGACCACAUCAACUUCACGUGGGGCAGAAAGUGCUUUGUAAACAAAUUCGGCACAACAGAUUCACACCGUACUACGAGCAGGUUCCCUAUACAAUCACCAACAUCAAAGGAUCGCAGGUCACGGCAUCAAACAAUAAGCGAACGAUAGUUCGCAACGCGAGCUUUUUCAAAGAUGCUACUGGAAUAUCACAAGCUCCAGAUAGUUCGACACUGGACACAGAUGAUCUGUUAUCUCGACCACUUGUAACGAACAGCAAGGACGCAGAUAGCGACUCAGUGGGACCUCCAAGCCAAUGCUGCCCUGAGAGAUGA